Scomber scombrus (Atlantic mackerel) is the source of this 5557-nucleotide messenger RNA. RefSeq names its product SECIS binding protein 2-like (gene secisbp2l). The record is from RefSeq and is a predicted model, not a curated record. Gene Ontology annotation, molecular function: mRNA 3'-UTR binding; ribonucleoprotein complex binding; selenocysteine insertion sequence binding. NCBI's taxonomy places the organism in Eukaryota, Metazoa, Chordata, Actinopteri, Scombriformes, Scombridae. Gene Ontology annotation, cellular component: ribonucleoprotein complex. Gene Ontology annotation, biological process: selenocysteine incorporation.
AGCCAGUCUGCGGAGAGAGCAGCGAGCUGACGCAGGAGUGAAGGGUCCACUUAGUACGGGACUGGGUGUGAGUCACUCUUAAAGCCUUCACGGGUUACUAGUAUUAUUAUUGUUACUAUUAUUAUUGUUAUUAUUAUUAUUAUUAUUGUUAUUUACAAUGAAGAAGUUAAAAAGGCCUUCAUCCUGACGUCCACACUGUGGUCAAUGACGCUCUGUGACUGACAUGGACUCAAAUGACAAUAAGGAUGUGAAGCUUUCAGCCGAAGUGGAACCGUUCAUCCCACAGAAGAAAGGUCUAGAAGGAUCCCUAGUCAGCAUGAGUCUUUCUGGAGAGGCGGGCAGCGGCGGAGGAGGAGGAGGAGGGGGCGGAGGUAUAGGGGGAGGCGGCGGAGGGGUGGAAACCACUCCCAUACCGAGCUACCUCAUCACCUGCUACCCUUUCGUCCAGGAGAACCAACCCAACAGGCAACAUCCAAUGUAUAAUGGAGGAGAGCUGCGCUGGCAGCAGCCAAACCCCAGCCCUGGUGGUCCGUACCUGGCCUACCCCAUCUUGUCUUCCCCCCAGCCUCCUGUUUCCAAUGACUAUGCUUACUACCAGAUUAUGCCUGCUCCAUGCCCACCUGUGAUGGGCUUUUACCAGCCGUUCCCUGGCACCUAUGCUGGGCCCGUGCAGGCUGGGGUGGUCAACCCUGUCUCAGCUGAUGUCGGUGAAAGGCCGCUGCCUCUUGGGCCAGCAUAUGGGAUGGCCAGUCAGCGGGGCAGAGGCAUGGUCCGACCAAAUAUUCUCCCAAAGCAACAGUUGGGUGUUUGUCAGCCUCCAAGGGGUCGCCGGCCUCCAACCAGGAGUAUUGCUGUGCAGAAGGAGGUGUGCACCAUGGGGCCUGAUGGUAGAACCAAAACGGUCAUGCUGGUAGAUGCAGCUCAGCAGACUGAUUUUCCAGGUGAGGUGUCGGGGCGGUGUGCGGCUGAGCGGGCUAGUCCCCUGCUGUGGAAGAACCGAACAAAGAGAAGAAGGGCGUCCCACCCAGCUGAAAACUACAACGAACAAGGCGCCAGUGAGGCGGAUAUAGACAGCGACAGUGGCUACUGUAGCCCCAAACACAACCAGGCAGCAGGGGCGACACAACGAACAGCCGAAACUGCAGCAGCAUCCACGGGAGUAGAGGCUGGUGUCAUGACAGCAGGUACCUGGGUAAAUGUAGCCUCUCAGGCUACCCAGAAGUCCUGGGGGGACAGGAACGGCCAGUUCCACAGAGCAGACCAGAGGAAGAACCCUGAACAGAGAAACUUCUCACAGGAUUUCCACAGUGGCUAUCCAGGGCGCGUGCCGCCCAACCAAUCAGAACAAAGACUACAGCCAGCAGUGGUCACUGGCACUGAGCUCACCCCUGAGCCCCUCUACUUUGAGGAUGAAGAGGAGUUCCCUGAUCUAGCCACUGGGGGUACUGUCCAACGCACCGCCAAAUCAGAAUCUACUCCAGCCCAGACACACACGCAACCCAAAAUCCCGAAAAACCUGCUGGAUAAUCUACCAGAAAACUCCCCCAUCAACAUUGUGCAGACACCCAUCCCUAUAACCACCUCUGUUCCCAAGAGGGCCAAAAGCCAGAGGAAGAAGGCUCUGGCUGCUGCCUUGGCUACUGCACAGGAGUACUCUGAAAUCAGCAUGGAACAGCAGAAACUACAGGAGGCACUUACCAAAGCAGCAGGGAAGAAGAGCAAAACCCCUGUUGAGCUGGACCUGGGAGACAUGCUGGCAGCUUUGGAGAAACAUCAGCAGGCUAUGAAAGCGAGACAGCUCACCAAUACCAAGCCGCUGUCCUUUACAGAUUAUCUUGAAGGAACGUGAAGGGAAGAAAGGGAAGACGAGUGUAGAACAAGAGUCUUCAGGCCAAGAGGAGCACGGGGAGCAUGGGGAUGAGUGUCUACAUUUUACUGAUGAUCUUGCACGAGAGCCUGCCUCCCAAGAAGAGAACGGUUUGAGUAUGCCCAGUGAUGCAUCCCUCUCCCCCGCCAGCCAGAACUCUCCGUAUAGCAUCACCCCAGUAUCCCAGGGUUCUCCCGCAAGCUCCGGGAUUGGGAGUCCCAUGGCUUCAAACGCCAUCACAAAAAUCCACAGCCGACGUUUCAGAGAGUAUUGUAACCAAGUGCUGAGCAAGGAGAUAGACGAGAGUGUGACCCUGUUAUUACAGGAGCUGGUUCGCUUCCAGGAGCGGGUUUACCAGAAGGAUCCCACCAAGGCUAAGUCCAAACGCCGCCUGGUCAUGGGUCUCCGAGAGGUCACUAAGCACAUGAAGUUGCAUAAGAUAAAGUGUGUCAUCAUCUCUCCCAACUGUGAGAAGAUCCAGGCCAAAGGCGGUUUGGAUGAGGCUUUAUACAACGUAAUUGCCAUGGCUAGGGAGCAGGAGAUACCGUUCGUGUUUGCUUUGGGCAGGAAAGCUCUGGGACGCUGCGUCAACAAACUUGUGCCUGUUAGUGUGGUUGGCAUCUUCAACUUCUCUGGUGCCGAGGGUCUUUUCAACCGACUAGUGUCUCUGACAGAAGAAGCUAGGAAGGCCUACAAGGACAUGGUGUCAGCUCUGGAGCAGGAGCAGGCUGAGGAAGCUAUGAAAAACGACAAGAAAGUCCCACACCACAUGGGACAUUCCCGAAACCACUCUGCUGCUUCUGCCAUCUCCUUUUGCUCUGUCUUUUCUGAGCCCAUCUCAGAGGUCAAUGAAAAGGAGUACGAGACCAAUUGGAGGAGUAUGGUGGAGACUUCAGAUGCCCUGGAGCCUGUAGAGGCUGAACCAAGCCGCCCCGCACCUUCCACAGCCCCCCAGAGAGACAGUGAGGCCCCUGCAGCCACAAACAUUGUCGCCCCACCAAGCUCCACUGCUCCCCAGCCCAGGUUGGGAAUUCUGACACAGGCCAACGGAGAGAAAGAUGAGGUCCGUGUUGACGACCGGCUGGAGCUGGCCUCUCAGCAGAGCACAGAGACGGGCUCACUGGACGGGAGCUGUAGGGGCCCGCUGAACUCCUCCAUCACCUCCACCACCUCCACCCUAGUGCCCGGGAUGUUGGAAGAGGCGGAAGAGGAGGAAGAGGAGGAGGAGGACUACACUCCUGAGCCUAUAUCUGUGGAGGUGCCCACCCUCAGCAGCCGCAUCGAAUCCUGGGUGUCAAAGACCCUGGAGAACCUGCAGCUGGGAAAGAGCCAGGACAGUACAGAAGAGGAGGAGGACGAGGAGGAGGAAGACGAAGAAGAGGAGAGAAGGCAGAGUGAGGAAGAGGAGGGCCUCGAUUCAGCGGACAUCACAGAGACGAGGGUGGAGAGCAAAGAGCAGGUGGAGGCCAAGAAAGUCACCGGUUGAUGUCCUCUUACUCAUUCCCUCUGUCCUCUGUUUGUCUCACACAUCCCUCUUCAUAGGAACCAGCAGCCUUUCUCCUUGUGUCUCUAACCCCUGACACCAGACAUAAUCUCAGGUAUCCAACCAACUGGCCAACACUCACACACACACCAGUGAGACAUUACAGAGAAACUGACCAACCUGCAAACACACAGGGUCACAGACCAAAUGACAACUAACACAGACACCAACCCCUCUUUAAAAAAAAAAAAAUUCUCUUGUAAUUUAAAAGGAUGCCCUCACCUCUUCGGCCCAUAACCUGCUACACUUGAAUUCAGAGGAAAGUUUUUGAUUUUCCUCCUCCGAGACUGAACUCUCAUGGAGUCAGGGACGUUUUUCGGGAGCGAGUGUUGAGCAUUUAAAAAAAGAAAAGAAAAAAGAAAAUGGAGAACUGCGGUCUGUUGCUCACAGAGGAGGAAGGUUGGAACCUUUCAGCUCCCAUCUUACUUCAUACAGAGCUCAGACGGUUUACAGCUCUGCGAAUAUUUGUGUGCUUGGGUGUGUUUUUACAGGCACAUAGUUUGCAUUUAUUUUGCUGUGUUCAUUAGCUUUAUCUUUGUACAUAAUGUGUUGAUGCGUGUGCUUUCUUUCACCUCACUGAGGGAAGGAGAGGCAUGCAUUUCUUAAUUAUUGCUUGGUUGGCGUUUAGUUUUACUCACAGAAUAUAACAGUGUCAGGGGUUCUGUCUUUAUUACCAAAACCACUCCCACCCAUCAGUCUUCAGAGUGUUUUUUUUAAUGUUCAAAUAACAAAAUGUCCCAUUCUGUAUUCAGAUAAUUAAUUAAAAUGACUUAACUUCUAAGAAGCAAAACAAGCUUUGUGUAUAUAACCUGUCUAGGUGGUUCUGCUAUGUAAUAGUUUGUUAUAUUGAUCUUGCCUUGUGUGAAACUAUUCGGGGUUGUUUUCCUCUGACAGGAAUUGUCUUGAGUUCCCAGAUGCUGUGUGUGUGUUUCAUAAAAUGUGCAUCUGUUUGUUCUCUCUGGUGGUGUUUGUUCUCUGAUGGUCUGUCUACUAAAUGGGGGCUCUCAAGCUGUCUCUUACAAGGCUGGUUAAUGACCUUAUACCAUUUUUAGAAGCCUAUUUAUCAUCAACACUGAGCCCUUUUUUUAAGUCUUUUCAUCCAAAUGAAGCUAUUUUGCAAGUGUUUCUGUAAACAAGCUGUUGAAAGCAGACCUCAGUAGAACUAGUCACUAAAUUGGAGAGCACUUAGGCCUUUCUGUAUAAUUUACAACAUUAUGAAAGUAUCCAGAAACAGUUUUCAGUCAGUUUUACCAGAGUUGACUCUAUUGUCUUAAAACUUUCCACUUAAAUCAAAGUAACCAAGGCAAAAAAUGUGUUUACUGGUAUUUAUGAAAUUUAACAAUGCCCACAUUGACCAAAAAAUAUCAACUGAAAUAAAUCUUUGUAGCGCUUUGCCAGGUUUAAUGUAGGCAUUCAGCUCUAACUGCCAGCCUAAAGUCAGUCCACCACAGCAGAGGAGCUCCCUCACUGGGACAGAGUCACCACUCAAGUCAAGCAAGUCGUCACCAACGCAUACUAAUUAUAGCUCAUUGUAAAUACAAGUGUACAAAAGAGAUUUUGAUUUUGCAUUGUAUUAAAAAAAAAAUACAAUCACCCUGUUCUUAAAGCCAUUUGAUAGUUUUUAACAUUUUAUCAGUUGGAAUCCAAUUUGAUAAUGGUAUUUGAUAGUGAAUCAUGGUGAGACUUCAGCCAGUCAAUGGUGAUGCGGCGUGUUAAUGCAGUAUGUCGGGCUGUAUGCAAUGUGAAGCCCCGUGAUGGGAGAUGACAGUGUACUGAAUAUCAUACUGUGGAUUAUGAAAGUAUUUCUGGUUUGAUAAAAGGUACACUGUGUGUAGGAUUUGUGUUGCUAUCACUUCCAUCAAAGUGUUUGAAGUAUGUUCGUUGACAGCAAGUGUGUUUUUUGCACUAUGUAAAUACAGUACUGGUAAAGGUCUUGUAACUAAUGUGAACUUAAAAGCAAAACAAAGAAAAAAAACGGUUCAAUGAAGUACUUUUUUCAGCGUGUUCCUCGUCUUUAUAUGGAUAUUUAAGACCGUCUCCUUCAGACUGUACAUCACUAGCAACAUUGUUAGAGGCUGUUUCUCAUAAUCCUGUUAUCACUCUUAAACUAUAUGGACUGAUGAUUAACAUCAUUAAAAUGUUGUUUA